Messenger RNA from Indicator indicator, 567 nucleotides. Its product is annotated as guanylyl cyclase-activating protein 1-like. Bases 1 to 567 code for a protein of 188 amino acids. Lineage: Eukaryota; Metazoa; Chordata; Aves; Piciformes; Indicatoridae. The transcript is spliced from 4 exons. The record is from RefSeq and is a predicted model, not a curated record. Gene Ontology annotation, molecular function: calcium ion binding; calcium sensitive guanylate cyclase activator activity.
AUGGGGAACAACAGCAGCUCCACGGUGGAUGAUCUGCAGGCCGUGGAGAUCCACCACUGGUACAAAAAGUUCAUGAAGGAGUGUCCUUCUGGCCAGCUGACAGAGCAUGAAUUUAAACAGUUCUUUGGUCUCCGAGGGCUGGAUCCAGAAGCCAAUGAGUACAUCGAGCAGAUGUUCCGUACCUUUGAUAUGAACAAGGAUGGAUAUAUUGACUUCAUGGAAUAUGUGGCUGCCCUCAGCCUAGUUCUGCGUGGCAAGAUGGAGCAGAAGCUGCGGUGGUACUUUAAGCUCUACGAUGUAGACGGCAAUGGCUGCAUCGAUCGACAUGAACUGCUCAACAUCAUUAAGGCUAUCCGAGCCAUUAAUGGUGGUGACCAUGAAACUAGUGCAGAAGAGUUCACCAACAGAGUCUUCAACAAAAUUGAUGUCAAUGGAGAUGGUGAACUCUCCCUGGAGGAAUUUGUGGAGGGAGCAAAGGAAGAUGAGGAGUUCAUGGAAGUGAUGAUGAAAAGUUUGGACCUGCAGCACAUCGUGACCAUGAUCAACAACCGUCGGCACAGUGUGUAA